This is a messenger RNA of Oryza sativa Japonica Group (Japanese rice), 1966 nucleotides long. RefSeq lists its product as uncharacterized. The record is from RefSeq and is a predicted model, not a curated record. NCBI's taxonomy places the organism in Eukaryota, Viridiplantae, Streptophyta, Magnoliopsida, Poales, Poaceae. Gene Ontology annotation, molecular function: protein binding.
GCCGAACACAUCCUAAUCACCCAUUCCGCACCACCGUCACUGUCAUCCCAUCCUCCUUCCUCUCCUCACCUUCCUAUUAUCCUUUCCGGAUCGAGCUUUGCCUUCCUUCUCCUACGCGCCUCGCCAUCGCCGCACGGCGCAAAAAGGCAAGCAAAGGCGAACGCGCCGCCCGUGCGCCUCCCCUCCCAUCCACACGUUUCGCUCUCCUCCUCUUCCGAUCCGUAGCGGCGGCAGCGGCAGCGGCAGCAGCAGCAGCCGCCGACACGCGGGGGGCGGAGCAGAGCUCGCGGAACCCUACCUCUUGAGGCUUCUUAUCUGCUUCAGCCGAGAGGGGGGGCGAGGCGGCGAUGGCGGCGGCCGUGCGGGACGGAGCGGCGGUGGCGGGGUACAUGGCGGAGGAUGACCCUGACGGGGCGGCUUCGGAAGACGGCGAUAUGGACGUGGAGGUGGGCGGCGAGGAGUCGCAGGCGCGCGACGGCGACAGGAGGGACGGCGGCGACGGCGACGACGAGUACGCGCUGCUCACUAGGAUAACUGAUACAUCAGCAGCUGAAGCAAGAGCAGGAAAGGAUAUACAAGGUAUACCAUGGGAGAGGUUACAAAUAACCAGGAGCGAUUACAGAAAAGCUAGGUUGGUACAGUACAAAAACUACGAAAACUUCCCUCAAUCAGGAGAGCUCAUGGAUAAGAUAUGCAAGCAAGUGGAUAAGAUCAGCAAGUAUUAUGAAUUUCACUACAACACUAGAUUAGUGAAGCCAUCAAUCCUCCACUUUCAGCUUAGGAAUUUGUUAUGGGCAACGUCGAAGCAUGAUGUCUACUUCAUGUCAAAUUCCACAGUAGGCCACUGGUCAUCAUUGUCUCACAAUCUAUCAGAGGUUCUUGAUUUCUCCGGGCAUGUUGCUCCUGCGCAGAAACACCCUGGCAGUUUACUGGAAGGGUUUAGCGGGGUUCAAGUUAGCACACUUUCAGUGAAUGAGGGUUUAUUGGUUGCUGGUGGUUUUCAGGGAGAACUAAUUUGCAAGGUUGUGGGAGACCGUGAUGUUAAGUUCUGCACAAGGACAACUUUAAGCGACAAUGCUAUCACAAAUGCGAUAGAUAUACACAGAUCUGCAAGUGGAAGCUUGCGUGUUACCGUGUCCAACAAUGAUUGUGGUGUUCGUGAAUUUGACAUGGAAACAUUUCAGCUCUUGAACCACUUCAGUUAUAACUGGCCAGUAAAUCACACAUCUGUGAGCCCUGAUAGGAAACUUCUGGCAGUAGUUGGAGAUGAUCGGGAUGCUCUUCUUGUUGAUUCAAGAAAUGGAAAGGUAACCUCUACCCUAGUUGGCCAUCUGGACUAUUCGUUUGCUUCGGCAUGGCACCCUGAUGGCCGCACCUUCGCAACCGGUAACCAAGACAAGACCUGCCGCGUCUGGGACGUACGAAACCUGUCAACCUCCCUCUCAGUACUUAGGGGCAACAUUGGCGCUAUCCGUUGCAUCCGCUACUCCUCGGAUGGCCAGUUCAUGCUCUUCUCGGAGCCCGCUGACUUCGUGCACGUCUACAGCGCCGCUGCGGACUACAAGAAGAGGCAGGAGAUAGAUUUCUUCGGCGAGAUCUCCGGCAUCUCGCUUAGCCCAGACGACGAGUCACUGUUCGUCGGAGUGUGCGACCGUGUGUACGCCAGCUUGCUGCACUACAGAAUGGUCCACUCCUUUGGAUACCUCGACUCGUUCAUGUAGAGAGGGAAUAAAAGUGGUGUUUCUGUAUGUGAUAGGCCACCCAUCUCGGUGGCGAUUCUGAUGUGCGUGUUCAGGGAAUGUAUCUGCCUGUUCAAGUGCAUGUUUAGUCAAAGGCUCAAGCGUGCAGCGUGAUCCUUGCCUUGUGAAUAGUUAGCUAGUAAAUCAUAGACUGUAUGGACCAAUACUCUCUCUGGGCAAUAAUGCAGAAGUAAUCUAUAUCUUCGGUUGUUGGUUCUAGUGUUCUA